AUGGAUGAAUUCGAUAAUCAAAUCGAAAGCUUUCACGGAUAUGAGGUGACCCUUUUGACGAUAAAAUAUGGAUUCGAAGUUUUGGACAGGAAGCUCAAGACCAAUAAAAAGACAGGCAAAAGCUUAGACUUUCGAGAUUGGCGAAUAUUUGGAACCAUGUCUUACACGUGCAAUGCACCAAGUUCCCCGAAAUCCAAGAGAUCCAAGGUCUUGGGUGAGGCUGAUGAGGGUAUCUUCGUGGUCAAGAUCAAACCAUUGACUUGCACGGAUCUAAUGAUGAUCAAAGAAAGAGCUUGCGAAAUGACUAUUACCAGAGAUGAAAUGAAUUGA
Molecule: messenger RNA, 330 nt
Organism: Botrytis fragariae
Lineage: Eukaryota; Fungi; Ascomycota; Leotiomycetes; Helotiales; Sclerotiniaceae
Exons: 3
Coding region: 1-330 (109 amino acids)
Source: RefSeq, a predicted model, not a curated record